Messenger RNA from Carassius gibelio (silver crucian carp), 6662 nucleotides. Its product is annotated as gastrula zinc finger protein XlCGF8.2DB. Bases 278 to 1276 code for a protein of 332 amino acids. The transcript is spliced from 3 exons. NCBI's taxonomy places the organism in Eukaryota, Metazoa, Chordata, Actinopteri, Cypriniformes, Cyprinidae. The record is from RefSeq and is a predicted model, not a curated record.
AGUUUUUACAAGAGGUGUACAGUGACAUAAUGUUGAUGAAUUUAGUAUUGUAAUACUUUAGGUAACAAUGAGAGUAAAAGCUGCGUCUCACUUCGCUUCCUUUAUUAUUCAUCGGUUUAUCGUGAUGAGAGAAAUCAAUAUUAAUACAUGAUUCAGUGAUUCAAAGCUCUCGAAUUACCGCUCACUGAAGCUGCUGCUCAAAACAACGAGAACAACAAACACAAUCAUGAUGAUAAAGCAACUGCAAUUUAAGUCCACUUGAUACACUGUUAUAAAGAUGGAGUUUAUUAAAAAGGAGAGAGAAGACAUGAAGAUUGAAGAAACAUUCAAAGAUGAAGAUACUGAGGAACAAACAGACCUGAUGUCACUAAAGGAAGAGAAGCAAGAACUUACAAAGAUAGAAGAGAAAGAUGAAUAUGAAAGACUUGACUUCAUGACCAUGGGAAAAUCCAUACAGACUGAAACCUCUUCACACACUGGAGAGAAGCCUUUUGCCUGCACACUGUGUGGGAAGAGCUUCUCAUGCAAACCAUCUCUUAAGAGUCACAUGGUCGUUCACACUGGAGAGAAGUUUCCAUGUGAUCACUGUGGAAAGUGUUUCAGACAUAAAUCAUCUCUUAAUUCACACAUGAAAGGUCACACUGGAGAGAGUCCGUAUACCUGCAGAAUGUGUGGAAAGAGCUUCUCAAUUAAAUCGACCCUUAAUGCCCACAUGAGGAGUCACACUGGAGAGAAACCCUUCAUUUGUGAACUGUGCGGCAAGAGCUUCACACAAAAAGGAAAUCUUACGGGUCACAUGAAAACUCACACAGGAGAGAAGCCUUUUGUGUGUGCUCAGUGUGGAAAAUGUUUUUCACGUGAAACAAACCUUACUUACCACAUGAGGAUUCACUCAAAGGAGUAUAAUUGUCAGCAGUGUGGACAGAGAUUCCCAGACAAGAGACGCCUUAGUUGGCAUGAAAAAGAUCAUUCUCGAGAGUCUUUCACGUGCCAUGACUGUGGAAAGAGUUUCAGACUGAAAGGUCAAUUUAAGGUCCAUAUGAGAAUCCACACUGGAGAGAAACCAUUUGCCUGCACUCACUGUGGAAAGAGUUUCAGUCAGAAAGUUACACUUCAGAUUCACACGAGGCUUCACACUGGAGAGAAACCAUUUACCUGUCUUCAAUGUAAGCGGAGCUUCACAUAUCAACGAGACCUGAAACGUCAUUUCCAAAAACAUUCUGGAAAGAACCAACAGUCCUCUGCAAGUAGAAAGAGGCUUACAAAAGUAGUCUGAAAGAUCAAAAGCAUGAUCGCUCUGGAGGAAGGCAGUUUAAUUAUAAUCUGUGUAAGAAAACAUUUCUUUUUGCCAUCGCACUUGCAGAUAGCCCUGAAAAAAGUCACACAGAUGUGGACAAUAUUUCUGUUCUUCAUGUGGAAAUUGUUUUAAAUGUCUCAGCAGUUUAAAAUAGCACCUGAAAAUAUGUAUGUGUGAAAUUAUCGCUGCGUUCACACUGCAGCUGUCCUAAAUCUAAUUGUCCACCUUUAUGACCAAUUGCACUUUUCACCUCUUUAUGAAUGACAUUUUAUUUAUUUAACUAUUUAAUUAUUUAAUUACUUAUUUAUUUUUUGUCUUAUACUUAUGAACGGCUGUGAACACACCUGACCAUCUACUUUGUCCAGUUGUUCUGAAAAAUUGGGUUUGUUACCAGACACAACUUUGUGAAUAUGAAAUUCAUCUUUGAAACUUUGCUGGAUUAUAUACAUUCACCACUGUCAAAAGUGAAUGUCAUAAGUGAGAUUAUUAUUAGCUCAGGUGAUGUUAAUUGUAAAGUGAAUUCGUUAUUAAACUCAAUUCAUAAAAAAAAAUAAGUGUAAUUGCCUCCCAGAAAUGUCUUACACGAUUGCAUUUCCAAACAGUAGCAUCCACAUCCAAAACCAAUUAGUGCAUUCAUCUGCUCGCUCUGAGGUGCAAGUCACUUAUUAUACAGGUACUGGUCAUAUAAUUAGAAUGUCAUUAAAAAGUUGAUUUAUUUCACUAAUUCCAUUCAAAAAGUGAAACUUGUAUAUAAUAUUCAUUCAUUACACACAGACUGAUAUAUUUCAAAUGUUUAUUUCUUUUAAUUUUGAUGAUUCUAACUGACAACUAAGGAAAAUCCCAAAUUCAAUUUCUCAGAAAAUUAGAAUAUAACUUAAGACCAAUACAAAGAAAGGAUUUUUAGAAAACUUGGCUAACUGAAAAGUAUGAAGAUGAAAAGUAUGAGCAUGUACAGCACUCCAUACUUAGUUGGGGCUCCUUUUGCCUGAAUUACGGCUGCAAUGUGGCGUGGGAUGGAGUCGAUCAGUCUGUGGCACUGUUGAGGUGUUAUGAGAGCCCAGGUUGUUCUGAUAGUGGCCUUCAGCUCUUCUGCAUUGUUGGGUCUGGCAUAUCACAUCUUCCUCUUCACAAUACCCCAUAGAUUUUCUAUGGGGUUAAGGUCAGGUGAGUUUGCUGGCCAAUUAAGAACAGGGAUACCAUGGUCCUUAAACCAGGUACUGGUAGCUUUGGCACUGUGUGCAGGUGCCAAGUCCUGUUGGAAAAUGAAAUCUGCAUCUAAAUAAAGUUGGUCAGCAGCAGGAAGCAUGAAGUGCUCUAAAACCUCCUGGUAUACGGAUGUGUUGACCUCUGACCUCAGAAAACACAGUGGACCAACACCAGCAGAUGACAUGGCACCCCAAACCAUCACUGACUGUAGAAACUUUACACUGGACCUCAAGCAGCAACAUGGGCUGUGUGCCUCUCCUCUCUGCCUCCAGACUCUGGGACCAUGAUUUCCAAAGGAAAUGCUAAAUUUACUUUAAUCAGAGAACAUAACUGUGGUCCACUCGGCAGCAAUCCAGUCCUUUUUGUCUGAUAGACGCUUCUGACGCUGUCUGUUUUCAAGAGUGUCUUGACACAAGGAAUGCAACAGCUGAAACUCAUGUCUUACGUCUGUGUGUAGUGGUUCUUGAAGCACUGACUCCAGCUGCAGUCCACUCUUUGUGAAUCUCCCCCACAUUUUUUUAUGGUUUUUGUUUCACAAUCCUUUAGAGGGUGCGGUUAUCCCUAUUGCUUGUACAAUUUUUUUUCUACCACAUCUUUUCCUUCCCUUCACCUCUCUAUUAAUGUUAUUGGACACCGUGCUCAACCAGCCUCUUUUGCAAUGACCUUUUGUGUCUUGCCCUCCUUGUCCAAGGUGUCAAUGAUUGUCUUUUGGACAACUGUCAAGUCAGCAGUCUUCCCCAUGAUUGUGUAGCCUACUGAACUAGACUGAGAGACCAUUUAAAGGCUUUGCAGAUGUUUUGAGUUAAUUAUCUGAUUAGCGUAUGGCACCAGGUGUCUUCAAUAUCGAACUUUUUCACAAUAUUCUAAUUGUCUGAGAUACUGAAUUUGGGAUUUUCAUCAAAAACAUCAAAAUUAAAAGAAAUAAAAAUUUGAAAUAUAUCAGUCUGUGUGUAAUGAAUAUAUAUAAUAUAACAAUUUCCAUUUUUUGAAUGGAAUUCGUUAAAUCAACUGUUUGAUGAUAUUCUAAUUAUAUGACCAGCACCUGUACAUUAAUUUUAAUAUAUUCUCCUACUUUUAUUUAGUGACUUAUAGUGCCAGUUUGAAAAGUGAUAAUUUUAUAUUCUCCUACUUUGAAUGGAAACCUGGGUACAGACCCUACAGCACUAUGGGACACAAAGGUGCCUGAAGUGUACAGGUAAACUCACUUAUUUCAAUCUCAACCAAAAUUAUGGUCUGGAUGAAAACUUUGUAUCAGUGUCACCUGAUGUUUGAUCACGACCUAAUAAAAUAUAAAUCAACUUGAAAAUAUAGAUCCGUACAAUAAACUGACAAUAAUGUAAUUACAGGCUGUUACUGAAAAUAAGAACCUGUUCUUAAUUGAUCUGGUAAAUAAAGGUUAAAUUAAUUGAUUAUAAAUGAAUUAAAAAAUGAAACCAUUCUGAGAGCAGACUGUAGAAAAAGCAGAAGAGUGCAUUGCUUUUAGGUGACUAGUUUAGCUAGCUCCUAAUUUGCUCACCAUUCACCAAGGGUCCUGUGAAAGUAGUGGUGGUGGCAUGAUCUGCCAUCUUCUUUUGGGAGAUUUAAAGUCAGAUUUUGGUUGCAUUGGAUCUGUUUACUAAAUCAGUUAUGAAUGCACCUGAUAAGUGGUGGAGCUUGCUGAACUGAAACAUUUGCAGCAGGUGCUUCAAUUGGAGUGCUUUCUAUUGCUUGGGAAUCAGAUGGAUAGGAAUCUGUAGACUGAGGUUUCGCCUUAGCAUCAGCAGAUGACCAUUAGGGUGUAUUCACACCUGUCUUAUUUGGUUUGAUUGAAACUAACUCCGGUUUGUCUCCUCCUUUGGUACGAAUUGUUUUGGCAGGUGUGAAUACAGCAAUCGCAAUGGGGUGCACACCAAACAACCUAACUGAGACCCAUCUGAAGAUGUGGUCUCGGUUCAUUUCCAAACUAACUCUGGUAUGGUUCGAUUAAGGUGUGAAUAUGAUCUGAACUUGAUCUGAUCCAACUGCAGAAAGCACUGUGACUUUUGCAUUAACAGCCUCCCGUAGUUGGAGUUGCCUUACCGGAAUGUGUUGAGUUAGCCACAUUUGCUAGCCAUUGAAAAAUGAGUUGUGGAUCGACCUGGAGCUCCAAAGAGACACACAGCCUCAUUGACGUGUUCAGGAAGUUCAGGGAAAGGAUAAAGGAGAGGGGAUUUGAGUAGAGGCAGUGGAGGGCAGUGGCGAUUGCAUCAUCGGUUGAGAGGUUGGACCUGGAAACUGGAAGGGGGUUCCAGGAAUUUUGUCAGGACCCGGAGCUUUGCAUGCGUUGAUCCUGCUGAAGGAUAUCCUCACACUGUCCGGGGACAGCGUCAUCACCUGGCACCGGGAUGCGGUGGAGUCUUCUGUGCAGUGGUGCUGUUUUGUUGCUUAAAGCGAGCAAAGAAGGUGUUCAGCAGAGAGAUGAUGAUUUCACAGAUCUGUGGUGGGGGCUUGUAGUCCGUAAUGGUCUGUAUCCCCUGCCACAGGCUCCAGGUCUCUCUGCUGUCACUGAAUUGAUGGGUUAUCCUCCUGGAGAACUGUCUCUUAGCCUCUCUGAUGCCGCGGGAUAGGUUUGCCCUAACUGUCCUCAAGCCCACCUCAUCUCCAGCUCUGAAGGCAAUCUGUAGACCUCCCCUGUCAUCCAUGGCUUCUGGUUGGCCCAGACAUUGAUGGUUUUUGUGACUGUUACAUCAUCAAUGCACUUGUUGAUGUAGGCAGUGACAGUCUUUGAGUACUCCUGGAGGUCAGUGGAGUUAUUGUAUGUGGCAGCAUGCUUAAACAUAUUAAACAAAAUCCCGCAACUAACACAGAGUUUAAAGCCAAAAAAAGUUUAAUUUAGCCAAUAUAUUGCCCCUUUUGGUUAAAGUAGUCUACUGGUUGGAUAGAUGUAGACUUGGUAGGUAUAUGGCAGCCAUUAAUAACUCCAGCACCUUGGGGGCAUCCCCACCCAUCCCUAAAACCAUGUAGUAUUGUUCUUAAGUUAGCAUCAGAGGGUGUUUUGAUGUACAGUGGUUUCAGGAUUGUAUUUAUAGCUGUGACGACUUCUUGGACGAUGAGGCAAGGGGUCAUACCAACACCAAAGAGGUGGGAUACUGACCUCUAUUCUAGAUUAGUUGCUAGCCUCCACAGACAAAUUGCUAAACAAAUCUCUAGAUAGAGUGGUCUUCUGUAUCUGGUGUGUUGGUGGGUUAAACAGGGCCGGAGAAUGUGCUUUUUCUCAUUCUGAAAUUCAGCGACCACUCUCUGUCAGUCCAAUUGUUACUGAUAAAUUGCCACCAAUCCUGACGGCGUGGAUUGACCCAGAUUCUUCUUUAGAGAAGGAAGAACAAAAUUUGAAAGAAUUUGGAAUAGAUCGAGUCAGUUUCAUAUUGAGGAAACAACCUGAAACAACAACAGGCUUAUCUAUUAACCAUAGAUAGUCUUAUAGGAUAUCAAAUACUGUAAAGUGUAGAUUGUUUCUUAAUUACAAAGAAAACUACCUCCUAUGACGGAAAAAUGUGGUGUAAAAGUGCUUUGUGCCUAAGCAGAGUGCAACAUGAUUUUUAACAUGUAAUUUGGGUGGAUGAAAUGCCUAAACAGUUGUAUGCCAUAAUAAUAAUAGCAGUAAUAGUAAUCCUUUGAACAAUUAAACUUAGGACACAUAUCACUUUGAGCACUUGAUCCUUGUUACAACAUCGUGUAGAUGACAUAGUCUCAUCUGAUGUUCAUAAGUGUCUUCAUAUUGCAUUUGUAGCUGAUAACAGAAAAUCAGUAAAAUAAUAACAUCCGCACUGUGAGAAAUCUCCAUGAUUAGCCUGUUUUCAAAAUCCUGCUUUUCCCUGAAUUUUCUGUUAAAUGAAUGAAUGACCUUAGCACACGUGUGUUUUUGUUUACAAGUUCUGGUUCACUUGCAAAAAGGGCAGUGUGAAAGCGAACCGCACCAAACAAAAAACAUCAACAUUGUAUUUGGUCUGGACCAAGCAAGUGAACCAACACACAUUCCUGGUGUGAAUAGACCCUUAAAUAUAUCAUAACAGAAAUUAAUGGACAAUGUAAUGAUUGAUUUCAAUACAGUAAUGUAUCAACAAUGUUGUGCAAUAUAAAUGAAUAAAACCAGUGUGUUAAAUCAGUGCUAACUAAAUAAAAUAAAAAAAAUGUAUUUGUA